UUUUCAAAUCGCUUGCGCCAAGCGUGUGUGAAACAUGUAGGACUGAAUGACUGAAUGUGACCACCGCUACUACUGGCCGUGGGUUGUUGAUGUCAAUGCCCUGGCUGUGGCCGGCGCUGCUUACUUGGUCCUAUGGAGCUUGGCCGCCCUAACAAUCACAGAGGCGUCUUCCUGCAGAACCAGCUUCACUUCGUCCAUGCACGUCGAAGGCGACACCCCAUUGCACAAUGCUGCAACGGGAUGUUGCCUUCUAUGUCCCUGGCACAGUCUGCAACCUGCUGCUGCCCGUUUAGGCGGCGGAGUACGGACACGCAGCAGGGUCCGCAGACGUCUGUGUGGCCGUACUCCGCUGCAAACUCAUCACGACAUAUCACAACCUGGCCAUGGGCCUCCCUUUCUUCUUGGUUCAUUUGGACAUGGCUGUUCUUCACAGCCACAGACUCACAGAGGCGUCUUCCUGCAGAAGCAGCUUCACUUCGUCCAUGCACGUCGACGGCGACACCGCGCUGCACAAUGCUGCAACGGGAUGUUGCCUUCGAUGUCCCUGGCACAGUCUGCAACCUGCUGCUGCCCGUUUAGGCGGCGGAGUACGGACACGCAGCAGGGUCCGCAGACGUCUGUGUGGCCGUACUCCGCUGCAAACUCAUCACGACAUAUCACAACCUGGCCAUGGGCCUCCCUUUCUUCUUGGUUCAAAAAGUUUGGACAUGGCUGUUCUUCACAGCCACAGACUCACAGAGGCGUCUUCCUGCAGAAGCAGCUUCACUUCGUCCAUGCACGUCGACGGCGACACCGCGCUGCACAAUGCUGCAACGGGAUGUUGCCUUCGAUGUCCCUGGCACAGUCUGCAACCUGCUGCUGCCCGUUUAGGCGGCGGAGUACGGACACGCAGCAGGGUCCGCAGACGUCUGUGUGGCCGUACUCCGCUGCAAACUCAUCACGACAUAUCACAACCUGGCCAUGGGCCUCACUUUCUUCUUGGUUCAAAAAGUUUGGACAUGGCUGUUCUUCACAGCCACAGACUCACAGAGGCGUCUUCCUGCAGAAGCAGCUUCACUUCGUCCAUGCACGUCGACGGCGACACCGCGCUGCACAAUGCUGCAGCGGGAUGCUACCGUCGAUGUCUGUACUCCGCCACAUGCAUUCCGGAGCGUCCGGUGUCGAAAUCGAAUUUGUCAGUGCUGCCUUGCUAUCCAUGCGAAUGAGGUGUCAUGUGCUCAUCGCAGGCUUCGAGUUCGAGUUGAGCUAAGAGGCAAAGAGUGAAUGGAGAUAAAACGAACAUCAGUGAAUAUCAUCUGCUCCAGCAGGUUUCCUACUUGGACGGUCAUUCCAGUGACGGAUCGAUCAGCCUGGUUGGAAAGCCUGCAGAUAGGCUUCUCUGAUGUAGAAAUGACACAUCUUCAUAUAUCC
Cladocopium goreaui is the source of this 1410-nucleotide messenger RNA. Lineage: Eukaryota; Dinophyceae; Suessiales; Symbiodiniaceae. The record is from the annotation of a GenBank genome assembly.